Penicillium waksmanii is the source of this 1431-nucleotide messenger RNA. Its product is annotated as Amino acid/polyamine transporter I. Gene Ontology annotation, cellular component: membrane. The coding region runs from base 1 to 1431 and encodes 476 amino acids. The record is from RefSeq and is a predicted model, not a curated record. Gene Ontology annotation, biological process: transmembrane transport. NCBI's taxonomy places the organism in Eukaryota, Fungi, Ascomycota, Eurotiomycetes, Eurotiales, Aspergillaceae. The transcript has 9 exons. Gene Ontology annotation, molecular function: transmembrane transporter activity.
AUGACUUGCGCUGCUCUAUAUUUCGUUGGCGGGGUGCGAGUGACAUUUUCCACUGGGAUCGCAGCCGGAGGUCCUCUAGCCUACUGGACAAGUUACAUUGUGACUUGUGUAUUCACAUUCAUCACUGCAGCUGUCAUUGCUGAAGCAUGCUCGGCUUCCCCAACCUCUGGUUCAAUUUAUCUCUGGGCCGCAGAAGCUGGCGGUAAAAGAUUCGGACGCUUUUUUGGCUUCGUCGUUGCUUGGUGGAGCACGACAGCCUGGACGACAUUCUGUGCCAGCAACACCCAAUCGGCCGUGAACUAUAUGCUUUCGGAACUAAGUGUUUUCAAUGUUGAUUUCCCGACCGACUCAUCCAGCGUCAAGUUUCGCGCAGUCCAAUGGAUAUGUACCGAGGUACUCCUUGCUUUGGCGGCAUUAAUGAACCUUGCCUCCCCACGAGUCUUUAAGUAUAUAUUCUGGUUUUCUACCGGUGCCGUUUUUCUGGAUUUUAUUCUGAAUGUUAUAUGGCUUCCUGUUGGGGCGCAUAACACUUACGGCCUGAGAACUGCACAUGAAGCAUUUAUGACAACCUACAACGGCACCGGAGCACCGGCUGGUUGGAACUGGUGCCUUUCAUAUCUUGCAACGGCAGGUAUUUUGAUUGGAUUCGAUGCUUCCGGUCACGUUGCAGAAGAAACAAAAAAUGCGUCCGUCAAUGCGGCGAAGGGUAUCUUUUGGAGUACGGUAGUUAGUGGUGUGCUUGGAUUCAGUGCAGUGAUACUGUUCUUGUUUACUUCUCCUCCGAUUGACGUUCUCUUUUCCUACGAUGCGCCCCAGCCUUUUGUCCCCUUGUAUGCCGCGGUUCUCGGCCGCGGGGGACAUAUUGUUAUGAAUGUCCUUUCGGUCGUCGCACUGUGGCUUAAUACGGCGAUCGCAGUUACUGCCGCCUCUCGACUGGUCUUCGCUGUUGCCCGCGACGGUGUUCUCCCUGCAUCUGGAUGGGUAUCUCGAGUGUCAGCAGAAGGCCAACCUAAAAACGCCGUUUUUGUAGUCUGGGGUGUCGCUGCUGUCAUUACUUGCACCAUUUUGCCUUCUGCCGUCGCGUUCACCUCCUUGGUGUCGGCAGCAGGUGUUCCAUCUGCCGCAGCUUACGGGCUGAUUAGCCUGGGUCGAUUAUUUUUGACUCCAAAUGAGCCACUUGACGCGAAAUGGUCACUUGGGCGAUUGAGUAAGCCUUUCCAAGUCAUCUCUGUUUUUUGGAAUGGCUGGGUGGUUGCUGUUCUCUUCUCGCCGUACUCAUUUCCCGUGGAGGCGUCUACUUUGAAUUAUGCGCCCAUAAUUUUGGGAAUUGUGACAAUCUUCGCAAUUGUGUCAUGGUUUGCCACACCUGCCGACGCGUGGGUUCCAAAGGGACGCCUGGCGAACUCUGCGGAUAUAGAUCACGCCGAAUAG